This is a messenger RNA of Nerophis lumbriciformis (worm pipefish), 4684 nucleotides long. It is a transcript of the gene plppr2a, whose product is annotated as phospholipid phosphatase related 2a. The record is from RefSeq and is a predicted model, not a curated record. Gene Ontology annotation, molecular function: phosphatidate phosphatase activity. Gene Ontology annotation, cellular component: plasma membrane. Gene Ontology annotation, biological process: phospholipid metabolic process; signal transduction; phospholipid dephosphorylation. Lineage: Eukaryota; Metazoa; Chordata; Actinopteri; Syngnathiformes; Syngnathidae.
AGCGCACAAACAGAAAUAGACACCCAACUAAGAAUAAACAUGACCUGACGUGACAAGUCAUAACAGGAAGUGCACAAGAAAGUCUGAGAUAAUUUCUAUGACAGCGCUUUGGUGUUUUCACGAAUCUGCCGGAGAAUGUGUUUCUUUUAACUAAACUCGCAGGCUACGACUUGAAUAGCCCAAUAAUGGAAAAAGAGAGGACUUAAAGUGGAACCUUGAGGAACGCCACUAAUUUAACUAAAGAAGUUGAACAAAUGCCUACUGACUGCAUCUGAAGUAAACAAGACCUUAGUUACUUAAAUCACAUUCCAAAAAUAACAAAAACAUAUACCUGCCGAAAAGGAGAGGACUUAAAGAGGUCUUUUGAGGAACACCUGAGUUAUGUAAAUCACAAGUUUGGACCCCGGUGUUGAAAUCGUUAAAUUGUCAAUCCAAAGAUCUGCCACUGUGUUUACAGUGGUCCAAGUUCCGCCAUACGACUGGAACACUCCAGUGUUUUCAGUCAUUUACUGCAAAAAAUCUUUGUUCCUACAGUUUGGAACUAAACUCGGGGCCCGGUAUAUGAGGUCAUUACCAGGCCACCAUGUAAAUAGCCGUGCGAUACGUAUAAUCUGGACCAUAAGGAACUGUUUUACAGUGGAACGGAACUUUACUGUCAUUGCACUCAAAAAAGUACAACGGAAUGUCAUUUUCAGUACAAACUCGUUAGAGAACAGACAUACAGUAUACAGGGUAGACAGAACAGAAAGACUGAUGGGUUCGCCUCAAGGGCGGCGCCCCAUGAAAAAGGUAAACAUGCAGGCAGGAGAAGAAGAAGAAAAAAAGCAGAUCCCAAGAAAAAAACCUCAAGCAAAGCCCGUUUACAUAUUUCGACACAAAACUCGAGACUUGCAAUGUGGGUAUGUUAUGGUAUGAUAUGCUCUUUAUUGUCAUUGCACAAGUAUAACGUAAUUUCAUUUUCACCACAAAGCCGUUCAAGAUUAGCCAAACAAACAUUGUACCGGUAAGUCAGAACAGGAACCGUGAUGGGUCGCCACUACGGUGCCCCUGUAAAAGGUGGGAAAAAGGUAGAGGCUGGGGAAGGAUGAGUAAAAAAAAAAAAAGUUGAUCCCAGACUGGGCUCCUUUGUGCACAGGGUAUACAGACUGGGGCCAAGAAAAAAAAAAGGAUCUGUGAUAAGCACACAAACAUUGUACACAGAAACCACACGACUUGCAACAGGAAGGAAUGGCGGCAGGAAUGCUGCCCAAAAAUGUCCUCCACUUCUCCCAAGAGCCCAUCAUGUGUCUAGCAGCUAACAUUCAUCAGGACGGGCAGGCUCUCGUCGAGAAGACCUUUGGGGCAGCGUGGCGCAGAUGGUAGAGCCCGACCGUCGUGUCCUUGGGCAAGACACUUCACCCUUGCUCCUGAUAAGUCCUGGCAGCUUCCGACAUCAGCUUGUUAAUGUGUGUAUGAAUGUGACGUAUAAUGUAAAGCGCUCCGGGUAAGUGAAGCGCUAUGAACAAAAGCCAUUUACCAUUUCGUUGAGAGGGCAGUUGAUCAGUUCCAUUGUUUAGAUUUUGGAGAGCAGCGCAAAAAGAGGCUCCCAGAAAGUUACGACAAAACAAAGAAGCAAAGGCAGGACAGACGAGGGAGAGGGAUGGAAUUAAAAAAAGUUUUAUAAGUAAAUCAAAAUCAUCGUAGGUUUUGUUUAAUGGUUUGACAGCACUGCUAUUUUUACUUUUAAGUAAAUAUCAUUUUUCUGUCUCUCGCUCCACUCUCACACUCAAUUUUUGUUUGUGCUGGCAAUGCUGUGUAACUCUUUUCCUUUCUGUUUGUUCGACUCCCCUUUCUGCCAUGAAAAGAGAAACUCUUUAAAUUUGCUAUCUCUUUAAUGUUCUUAUCUUAUCUUCUCCGGCGCUCUCUCCCUCGCUCUCUCCCUCGCCCUCUCCUUUUCUUCUCGGCUUCACAUCCGAAUCCAAACAUCACACCGUGCCUCUCGUAUUUUCCCCCUAUGCAUCUCCCCGCCGCCGCGUGGAGCUGGGACCGGACUCGUCCCCCUUCCUCUCCACCUCCGUCCCAGCCUCUCCCUCCUCUCGCUCCCCUCUCGCCGUCUUGCUUCCUAACGGAGAGAUGAUGUUCUAUUUCCAGCUGGUGAUCAUGGCCGGGACAGUUCUCUUGGCUUACUACUUCGAGUACACAGACACCUUCCCCGUGCACGUCCAAGGGUUCUUCUGCUACGACAAGACCUUCUCCAAGCCCUACCCAGGACCGGACAACACCAGCAAAAUCCCCCCGGUGCUGAUCUUCUCGCUUGUCUCGGCCAUCCCCACGCUUACGAUUCUUGUGGGGGAAUUGUGCGCGUUCUUCACCAAGGCUGAAGGAACCCAAGAGAAGACCAUCGUCACUGCCGACUGCUGCUACUUCAACCCCCUGCUGAGACGCGUCAUACGCUUCUUAGGUGUCUACGCCUUUGGCCUGUUUACCACGACCAUCUUCGCCAAUGCCGGCCAGGUGGUGACAGGAAACCAGACCCCGCACUUCCUCUCAGCAUGCCGACCCAACUACACGGCGCUGGGCUGCCAGUCCAACAUGCAGUACAUCACAGAACGCCGCGCCUGCACCGGCAACCCCCUCGUGGUCAUGUCUGCACGUAAAUCAUUCCCGUCCAAGGACGCGGCGCUCAGCGUCUACUCAGCGGUGUACACAGUGAUGUACGUGACGCUGAUGUUCAAGACCAAAGGUACGCGUCUGACAAAGCCCACCAUCAGCUUCACCCUGCUCUGUCUGGCCAUGAUCGUAGGCGUGGUCCGGGUGGCUGAAUACCGCAACCACUGGGCCGAUGUCUUGGCCGGUUCCUUCACAGGGGGAGCUAUCGCUGUGUUUUUGGUGACAUGUGUGAUUAACAACUUCCAGCAGUUGCAGCCCAGGCCUCCUGCACCACGACCCCAGCGCCCCGAGUCCACGCUGGGCAUGCCCAUGGUGACGCUGCCCUGUGUGGAAAGUCCACUCGAAAAACCCCGCGGAGGUCUCCGUUCAGCGAGAUCACAUGACCAUCAGCCCCGUCGGUUCCCCGCCCAACCCGAUGUCCUCACACUGUCUCGCUCCAUUUCCAGCGAAGUCUAGACCGGCCCGAGCAGCACUCGCCGCACUGCGCCGCCCGCUCGGCCGGCCGGUCCGCGACUCUGCACCGCUCCUACUCCACCCAGGUCUAGACCCUCUCCCCUCACCCCCUCAACUCCCCAGGGAACCGAUAGGCGAUGACUUUUUUUUCCAACUGACUUUGACUUUUUGGCGUCUUUCUACUUUUUUUAUAUGAACUCAUGGAAGCUUUGUGAAGAAAGACAAACUGCGACCACAGAGAAUGUCGCCCACCCUCCCCUUCCUUGAAAAUGUGCGUAAAAUUCCAUCACCACGGUCUCAAUGGCGACAUUGGACCAAAGGAACCGUUCCUUGCUCACAGUCUCAUUACUUUCAUGCAUGCUGUGCCUCCACACACACACACACACACACACGAACACACACACACACACACACUAUUGUAUUUGUAACCCUCUUGAGACCUCCAAAAAAUGCCUAGGACCACCCUUUCUAGAUAUAUAAAGAUGUGUAUUUACAACAAUAAUAACAUAUACAUACUAUGCAAGAAAAAUGUGACAAUUUCCCAAGAAAAACUGAGAAUUUCGGCAGUAAAAUCCUGACUUUGGAGCAAUGUUCACAGACUCUAGUGUUUGACUCUCUAUUAGAUACAAUGGUUUUCUGUAGUCUAACUUGUUCACCGGUCCUCAUGUGGAAAGUAGUUUUCCUUGUUGCAGAAAUACAAGAACACACACACACAAACACACACACACAUGCACGCACACACACACACACACACUCACACACACGCAGACAUUCUGGUAUUUGAUACCUUCUUGAGACCUCCGAAAAAUCCCUAGGACCACCCUUUCUAGAUAUAUAAAGAUGUGUAUUUACAACAAUAAUAACAUAUACAUACUAUGCAAGAAAAAGGUGACAAUUUCCCAAGAAAAACUGAGAAUUUCGGCAGUAAAAUCCUGACUUUGGAGCAAUGUUCACAGACUCUAGUGUUUGGCUUUCUAUUAGAUGCAAUGGUUUUCUGUAGUCUGACCAUGAUUUCAGUCCUAACUUGUUCACCUGUCCUCAUAUGGAAAGUACUUUUCCUUGUUGCAGAAAUACAAGAACACACACACACACAAAAAAAAACACACACACACACUUACACACACACACACAUGCAUGCACACACGCACACACUCACACACACACACACACCCACACAUUCUGGUAUUUGUUACCUUCUUGAGACCUCCGAAAAAUCCCUAGGACCACCCUUUCUAGAUAUAUAAAGAUGUGUAUUUACAACAAUAAUAACAUAUACAUACUAUGCAAGAAAAAGGUCACAAUUUCCCAAGAAAAACUGAGAAUUUCGGCAGUAAAAUCCUGACCUUGGAGCAAUGUUCACAGACUCUAGUGUUUGGCUCUCUAUUAGAUGCAAUGGUUUUCCGUAUUCCGACCAUGAUUUCGGUCCUAACUUGUUCACCGGUCCUCAUAUGGAAAGUACUUUUCCUUGUUGAUGUCUCAAGUAGGGUAGAAAUAUAAGAACACACACACACACACACACACACACACACACACACACACACACACACACACACACACACUCACACACACAUUAACACACACA